AUGGUUACAGUUUUGUCAGAACCCGAUGAACCUUCCUGUUUGGAUACAGAUCCUUCGCUCCUUUCUGAGAGUCCGCGGCCGGCAAAACGACGACGCGUCUAUAUCCCUCCCGCCUCCAUUCCCACGGGCAUAAGUAGCCAGGCCGAGGAGGUGGAGGAAGAGGAGGCGGGGGAGGAUAGUGUGGACGAUGACGAUGGAAUUGAUAUAGGAUCAGUUAAUGAAACGGAAGAAGAUUCGGAAGAUGGAUCAGAUGAUGGGUUACCGCCUCAAAAGGCACGAAUUCUGAAAACGCGAGGGGAAACUUCACAGCUGCAGACAAGUAAUUUAAAAGUAUAUCAACCGAAAUAUUAUACAGACCAGGAACCAGUCUUUGUUACCCAGUUGACACAGCCAUCGUCGAGUCCGUCAAGGAUCCGUGGCCCGCGAUGGAAAAAGCCCCAACCACGGCAACACUAUCUGAGCCCAUCGAGACGAGUUCCAGCUACACCUUCUCUUGCUCCUCCCAUACUUCCCUCUCAACCAAACUCAAAUGAAGGAGUUAGCUGUCAGCCAGAGGGUGAAGUCUCUGAUGAUGAUAUUAAGGCUGCCGUACGCGAAUCCCUUAAAUCGCUACGAGAGGAAAAUUCGGCUCGUGGGACAAAACUAGGGAAUCGAAUUGCCAAUAAACCUUUACCAACAAAAGCUGAUGUUCCCUCUUUACCAUCCGCGGCUGGCAAUGGUUCGAACCUGACUACGCUAGACUUGGAUUUUGACCCGGACGAUAUCCCUGACGUGUUUGGAUCUUCUCCCAUAUCCUCUCCCAGACGGACAGCCACUAAUGGGCUCCUUACUACCCAAUCCCAGACUGGAGUCCAAACGUCACAAAGAAGACAAACAAAUUCCCAACAACAGAGCUUUCGACAGACCACACUAUUUGGCGGGAUUGCAAGCAACCAAUCCCCGUCACAACCGGCCAUCUCCAGGAACUGGCCUCUGGCCAGUCAAAGCGAGCCUCCGACACAUCAUGUCCUCAACCCGGAAGCUCUAGAGACAUGGACGUACCCAAUGAAUUUGGGCAGAAAGCGUGAUUAUCAGUAUAAUAUCUCUCACCGUGGCCUGUUCCAUAAUCUUCUCGUUGCUCUACCCACCGGUCUUGGAAAGACCUUCAUUGCCGCAACUGUGAUGCUCAACUGGUUUCGAUGGACGAAAGACGCUCAAAUUGUGUUUGUUGCCCCAACUAAGCCGCUAGUUUCGCAGCAAGUCGAUGCAUGCUUUAAUAUUGUUGGCAUUCCUCGGUCCCAAACCACAAUGCUUACAGGCAAUGUGCCACCUGGCUUAAGAGCGACGGAAUGGCAAUCAAAACGCGUUUUUUUCAUGACUCCUCAGACUCUUAUCAAUGAUCUUAAGACUGGCAUUGCCGACCCAAAGCGAGUCGUGCUUUUGGUGGUAGAUGAAGCGCAUCGUGCCACAGGUGCCUACGUAUACGUUGAGGUUGUCAAGUUUAUACAACGGUUUAAUACCAGUUUCAGGGUCCUGGCACUAACCGCUACUCCGGGUUCAACUGUGGACACUGUCCAGGAAGUAAUCGACGGUUUGAAUAUUUCGAGAGUCGAAAUUCGUACUGAAAAUUCCCUGGAUAUCCGCGAAUAUGUACAUGCUAAAAACGUGGAGACCGUUUCUUUUUCCAACUCUGAUGAUAUGAAACUUUGCAUGGAACAAUUUUCAAAAGCUUUGAAACCUGUUGUUGAGAAACUUCAUAGUUUAAAUGCAUACUGGGGAGAAGAUCCAAUGUCUCUCACCCCUUUUGGGCUGACUGAAGCAAGGAAAAAGUGGAUGAUGUCUCCUGGCGGCAGAAAUGCCUCCUGGGGCCUAAAGGGAAUGGUAAAUUCCAUCUUCACAGUCCUGGCUAGCCUGGCUCAUGCCACUGAACUUCUCAAAUAUCAUGGUGUUGGGCCAUUUUAUCGUAACCUGGUAUCAUUUCGUGAUGGCCCCACGGAUGGAAGCCAAGGAAAAGGAGGGAAAUAUGGGAAACAGAUCAUGGAUGACAUGAAUUUUAAAUCCAUGAUGACUACACUAAGGUCAAAAAUGACUGAUGAAGAUUUCAUUGGCCACCCAAAAUUGGAAUACCUCAAACGUGUGAUUUUGAACCACUUUUUGGAUGCUGAUACCAACAGCCAUGGGGCCGACUCGCCAAAGACACGAGUGAUGGUGUUUAGCCAUUUCCGUGACAGUGCAGAGGAAAUUGUCCGAGUGCUUAAAAAACACGCGCCGAUAAUUCUUCCACAUGUUUUUGUAGGUCAGGCAAGUGCUAAAGGCUCCGAAGGCAUGGACCAGAAGAAACAACUUGAAAUCAUAAAGAAGUUUAAAGAGGGAACGUACAACACUAUCGUUGCUACUUCUAUUGGAGAGGAAGGUCUUGAUAUUGGAGAAGUUGAUCUUAUCAUAUGUUACGAUUCUUCGGCAUCACCCAUUCGUAUGUUGCAAAGAAUGGGGAGAACUGGAAGAAAGCGUAUGGGCAAGGUUGUCCUCCUGCUUAUGGAAGGUAAAGAGGAAGAAAAAUACUUCAGGGCAAAGGAUAAUUACGAGAAGAUGCAACAAAUCAUUGCUUCUGGAUCUCACUUUGCAUUUCAUGAGGACAGAUCUCCUCGCAUUAUACCCCGUGAUAUCCAGCCGCGUGUAGAUGAGAAACGCAUUGAAAUACCCAUAGAGAAUUCCCAGGCUGAACUACCAGUGCCUACAAAGCGUGGCCGCAUACCGAAGAAGCCACCAAAGAAGUUUCAUAUGCCCGACGGGGUUCAAACAGGAUUUACAAAUGCCCUAACUCUGACAGGUGUUGAUAAGAAACCUAAGAAGCGAAAGGCUUCACCUAAAUAUCGAGAACCAAGCCCAGAGCUUGCAGAGCUCCCGCCAUUGAAUGAUGUUACCCUUACACCGGAUCAGACCCUAGAACUGAGGCGGAACUUCCAGACUGUGGCCGGAACGUCACCGCAGAUCAUGCGUUUCCCCCGACUUGACGUUUAUCCAACUCUCCAAAGGUUUUGUCGGCCAACUGUAGAUGUGCCACAUGCGAAUCUGACCCACCGCCUAACAAAGGCAGUCCGUGAAAUGUCGGAAUUCGGUUCUGAUUGCGGUGAAAAAUAUGAACACUACCUUCCUCCUAACUUUAAUGACUGGAAACCUGACGAGAAAGUGCCCUCACCUAUUUCCGAUGCUGGUCCUGGUCAUGAUCAAAAUUGUUCUAUUGAUAAACCAAGUGCUGGUAUCAUUACUAUAAUUCCUGGCCAGCAGAACACCGCAGAGCAGGACGGUCAAUCUGAACGCGGGCUCUCAUUAAUGUGUACCCAAGCCUCUGGCUCAUUCGGUCUAAAGAACGAUAACAUAUAUCCAUCUGAGGAUAAUCCGGAUGAUGAUUUCCCCGACAUUGAUCAGUUAUUCGCAGAAUCGUUUGCUCGCAGCGAUCCCCUCGCUCAAAAGCCCGCUGCCGAGGCGAAAAGGCAUGCAAGGCCUGCUGGGGAGACGAAUGAAGAUGUUGCCAAUAUCCUUAGUGACUAUAGCGGGUUUUCUAGUGAUUUCUAG
Nannizzia gypsea CBS 118893 is the source of this 3555-nucleotide messenger RNA. Its product is annotated as helicase domain-containing protein. The coding region runs from base 1 to 3555 and encodes 1184 amino acids. Gene Ontology annotation, biological process: double-strand break repair via synthesis-dependent strand annealing; interstrand cross-link repair; replication fork reversal. The transcript has a single exon. Gene Ontology annotation, molecular function: four-way junction DNA binding; hydrolase activity; four-way junction helicase activity. The record is from RefSeq and is a predicted model, not a curated record. Lineage: Eukaryota; Fungi; Ascomycota; Eurotiomycetes; Onygenales; Arthrodermataceae.